Molecule: messenger RNA, 333 nt
Organism: Paracoccidioides lutzii Pb01
Exons: 2
Coding region: 1-333 (110 amino acids)
Source: RefSeq, a predicted model, not a curated record
AUGAUAACAAGUCGAACACUAGAAACGAGAUGCGUAAAGGCAGAUAGAGCUCUCCUCUCGCUCGUAGCACCAGGUCGAAGCGGAGAGGAUGGAGGAGUCCGAAGAUUGGGACCCCAUUAUCGACUGCCAUGGCAGUCAAUGGUCGCUGUGGUGUUGAAUUCCACUAGCAACCCUGUCCAGGACGAGUGCACCAGCGCUUCUCAACGGCUAGAAGAGGAGCUGGCUGGGGUUCUGGGAUGGCAACGGCCCAUGCGAAAGCGGACACCAAUGCAAGGAAAACCACAACGAGCUUCAUGUCUGUUGAUGGGGACUAAGAUACAGAAGUUUUGGUAG